AUGACGGUGGGUAACCUGCUGGUCGUCAGCUUGUUAAUACCGUUAUCGACCACCUCGUAUAUAAAUGGUGUGUCCGCAAGCGUUGACGGAUCGUCCACGAAAAAGCACGAAAAAUUCGUGCCUCUUGUAGCAUUUGAAUGUGGUUAUCGCAACAAAUAUAUGAGUGAGGAUGGGAUCUGGAUUAGUGAUGAGAAUCGAUAUGCAACAUGUCUGAGUGGAAAACUAGACAUUUUGAAGUACUGUAAGAAGGCUUAUCCGAAGCUUAACAUCACAAAUAUUGUCGAGUAUUCACACGAGGUGGCCAUCGAGAAGUGGUGCCGUGAAGAGGGUACGCCAUGCAAAUGGACGCAUACAGUACGACCGUACCAGUGCAUAGAUGGUGAGUUUAAGUCCGAAGCACUGCAAGUGCCCCAUGAUUGCCGCUUCUCGCACGUGAACUCGGGCGAAUCGUGCAAUGACUAUCAGCACUGGCGAGAUGAGGCAACAAAACAGUGCUCAGCUAAGAUUUUCAACGGAAAGAGCAUGACUGUUCGUUCGUUUGCCGUACUCGAACCAUGUAGUCUGGAUCUUUUUACCGGUGUCGAAUUUGUCUGCUGCCCAACUGUCGACAAGAUUACGGCUCCAGCCGUCGGCGCACGAACAAUUGAAAAGGCGAACAAAUUACCGUUGAAGGAAGAGGAGGAAGAUGACGAUGAAUACGAUGAGGAAUAUGAUGACAGCGAUGAAGACUCCUCGGACGACAAGUCCUCGGAGGGUCAGGAUCCAUACUUUAAGAAUAAGGAUCCUACUAACGAACACGAGAAUUUCAAGGAUGCCGAAGAACGUCUGGACAAAAAGCACCGCGAAAAGAUCGAAAAGGUUAUGAAAGAAUGGGGAGAGCUUGAGGCUCGUUACCAGCAGAUGAAACUUAAGGAUGCUAAAGGAGCCGAGUCCUUCAAAGUUUCCAUGACGAACCGUUUCCAGAAGACUGUUGCCGCUCUGGAAGAUGAACACAAACGCCUGAAAAAGCAGCUUGAGACCACACACGAAGAAAGAGUUCAGGCAAUUCUCAACGAGAAAAAGCGAACGGCAACGCAUGACUAUCGUCAAGCACUUGCAAUGCAUGACAAAUCCGCCAACAAACAUCACGUGCUUAAGACCCUCAAGACAUACAUUCGAUCCGAGGAGAAAGAUCGUAUCCACACCAUUAAUCGAUACCGUCAUCUUCUUCGUGUUGAUCAAGCCGAAGCGGCUGCAUUUAAACCGACGGUCCUACACAGACUGAGAUACAUCGAUUUGCGUAUCAAUGGCACAUUAGCCAUGCUUCGCGACUUCCCAGACCUCGAGAGUCAAGUUCGCCCAAUUGCUGUGGCGUAUUGGUCUGAUUUCCGACGUGAAAACACGCCAGAAUUAUCGGAUGCUGCAAUUGAUGCAUUGAAUUCGCUGGAUAGUGAUGCGAAGAACAAGAAACUCGUGGAUUUGUACAAGGAAGCUUAUGAGAAGCUUCAUCCUAGCGCAAAACUAGACGUUAAAGCACCACCAACUACGCCUUCCACCACAACGACGACCAGGAAAUCCACUGAGGAGCCGGCAAAGCUUCUAUCCGAGGAUUCUCGUGAUUCCGAAGAAGAUGAUGAUGAGUAUUAUGAGGACGAGGAUGAUGAGGAAGUGAAAAAGAAUCCAAUUGUCAAGAAGCCUAAGGUUAUUGAAAUCCAGCGAAAAGAGGAGGUCAAGAAGCCAGAACCUCCUAAGCUGAUCGAGAAAUCUGUGCACACUGAGCCGCUGCCAACUGCUGACGACUCGGAUUCAGAUGAGAGCGAUGAGGAUGAGGAUUCCAUUAAGGAGCUUCGCGUCGACAUUGAGCCGAUCAUUGAAGAAAAGCCGGCCUAUUAUCGCCAAGAGAAACUCGUUCAAAAUCAGAAAUCCAGCUACAGUGAGAGCGGAAUUCUCUCAUCAUCUCAGGCUGUAUUUAUGAUUGGAGCAGUAGCGAUCGUAUCACUAACCAUGUUGGUGGCGACAAUUGUUCGACGCCGACGAGCACAUCAUGGAUUUAUUGAGGUUGAUGUCUACACUCCUGAGGAGCGUCAUGUGGCUGGAAUGCAAGUGAAUGGCUACGAGAAUCCGACGUACUCGUUCUUUGACAGCAAGGCUUAA
Necator americanus (New World hookworm) is the source of this 2133-nucleotide messenger RNA. RefSeq lists its product as uncharacterized. Gene Ontology annotation, molecular function: transition metal ion binding; heparin binding. The transcript is spliced from 19 exons. Gene Ontology annotation, cellular component: neuronal cell body; membrane; neuron projection. The record is from RefSeq and is a predicted model, not a curated record. Lineage: Eukaryota; Metazoa; Nematoda; Chromadorea; Rhabditida; Ancylostomatidae. The coding region runs from base 1 to 2133 and encodes 710 amino acids. Gene Ontology annotation, biological process: axonogenesis; central nervous system development.